GUACUCUCACUAUUACGUGCUGAUCGUGUAAUAAGGAGAGUUGGCGUUUGUGGAUACAGUGGUCAUACAGGACCCUUACUACUGGACCAGGAUCAUUUACGCAAAGCUCGUAGACUAUUCACAAGUGCAGAUACGUGCUCUCAUUCUCAUGUGUUUGUCUCGGGUCACUCCUUUAGGAGUGUGCCAUCAACCCGCGGUCCCUUCAAGCUGCGCGCCUGAACGCAAAUGGAUUAUAGUAACCUGAUGGCGCCUCCGGUACCGCCGCACAAACCCAGAACUCCCAGCCUCGCGCACGGACAGGGCAGGCUGUUAAAGUGCGUGUUUCUCGGCGACGGAGCCGUGGGGAAAACCAGCCUGAUUGUCAGCUACACGACGAACGGAUAUCCUACGAAAUACGUGCCGACAGCCUUUGACGAUUUCUCAGCGGUUGUACAGGUGGAUGGUCAGCCUGUCAGACUUCAGCUGUGUGACACUGCUGGACAGGACGAAUUCGAUAAAUUGCGUCACUUCUGCUACACGCGAACCGACGUCCUCCUGUUGUGCUUCAGUGUGGUUAGCCCCGCCUCCUUCCAGAACGUCAGCGAGAAAUGGGUACCGGAGAUUCGCCGCCGUUGUCCCCUCACACCCGUGUUGCUGGUGGGCACCCAGUGCGACCUGCGCCAGGACGUCAAGGUCCUCAUCGAACUGGCACGCAGACGCGAGCAACCCGUCCCGGAAGAGGACGCCCGCAUGCUCGCGGACAAAGUCGGAGCGGUAGCCUACGUGGAAUGCUCCUCCCUCACACAGAAAAACUUGAAGGAGGUGUUCGACGCCGCCAUCUCCGUAGGCCUCCGACAUUCGGACCGGAGAGCAAGGAGAGAACGGAAGGUCAACAGUACUGCUGAUAAAAUCAAAAUAAUCUCAAAGUCAUGGUGGAAAAAAUAUAUCUGCAUACAGUAGCAACAAUGGAGCAGAUCUAUCAUAGAGGAAUGAAGAAUCUGAUAGACACUGGAAAACUUUAUAGUACUCGUAUGGAUGAUAAGACUCGGUAGAGUGUCCACGAGAGCAAAUGUGUAAUGAUACUGAUAGCUUCUCAGUACUUUAACCAGUUUGAACAUUGAAUCAUUUCCUCAAUCGCUUUACUGGAAUUCGAACAGUGCUGGUUAUUCCCAGUUCUUGAUGGACUGAAAAAAAGACAUUUUAUUAUGGUUUUGAAAAUCAUCUACUGCUUUUGUUUUUAUAACCAAAUAUGGUGCAACACUAUAUACUUUAUAUUUAUUUAGCCAUGUCGCCUACCCGAAAAAUGCAUGAAUAUCCAGGUCGCAUGUUAUUGAUCCCAGCAUGCUGAUGGUUCUUCAAAAAUUUUAAGUAUUUUGGUGAACUUUUUUUUUUUUUAAAGCAUAUUAAGAGGCAACUAGAGAUGCAUCGAUAUAAUCACAUCGGUUGAUAAAAGCGGCUAACAAAAUUUCUUUAAAAACUGCAGAUAGUCAUGGCCGAUAUAUCCUGUCAAUCAAAAGAGAACAAGAAAAUGCAAUAAAUGUAAUGUUUAUUGUUCAAUAUUAAAGGUCAUUAUAUAAAUGAAUAACAUGAAAAUGAAUUUAAUCUUCAGAAUGUAGUUAAUGCAAGUUUAUAUAACCCCCAAACUAUCUGUAUCGGCAGAUAUCAGUCUGAACAAUCGGUGGGAAAAUUUAAAUCCGUGCAUCUCUAGAGGCAACCCAAAAAAGGUUCAUUCAUAUCCCAAAGCUUUGUACUGAAAUGAAGCAGCUGUUCGUUGUGUGCCUUUAUUUGAUCAUUUUGAUUCAUUAAGAUCAUCAAGUGUAAAUUAACACUUUUGUCUUUGCAAUGUGAAACAAAUUGUGUUUAAUUUGGGCUUUGCAUGAAAUGAGUUGCAUAAAGGUGAAAGGUUAUAAGCGACAGGUCCAAUUUGCGUUUGUUAAUGCCAAAUCUUUGUUUAACUGUCUUUUUUCUAUUUGUAAUGUGCCAUGUUUAAUACAAAGUUAUUUGGCCGCACCCUCUUGUUUAACCAGCGGCCAAUGAGAUUUGUUGAAUUUGCUUCUCAUUAUUCAGAAGCCCAGAUUCAGUCAGUCAGUCAGACAUCAACCAAAAACAACAGAGUGCAACAGGAGGAGGGUUCCAAAAGUAAAAAUUCGGUCUGUUUGGUCUUCAGACAAAAUUAUUUUGAACAUCUAUGUCUUUCAAGACACGAUGACCAUGUACUUCAAGGUUACUCAGAAAUAAGAGUUACUUCAGUGGAAAUCAUAAAUGUGUAUGAACUUACUAUGAUCUUUGAAUAUUUCAAUGAUUCGUAUGGGGAGAAAAUUAAGUCUUUAGUCUACAAACUUGGCCUACACACUGUAAUUUGGAUCUUUGUAUAUUUUGUAAUAAACUGCAAAUAUGUGGGGUUGGAUAUUGGAGAGUCUUUAUAGAUUUAUAUAAAACCAUGACAGAUUUAGUUAAUCUAAAAAACUGAAAUGUAAAAAAACUUCUGGAACCCAGAUGGGCGUUAACUUUUGCGUCCCAUACACCACACCUGUUUUAUUGUCACAGAGUAAUCUAUUGUCGAUUUGUACAAUUAUGAUUGUAUUUUAACUUUCUUUUACUUUUUAAACACUCCUGUUUGGACGGAGUAAGAGUGUUUGGGUUGCUGACUGCUAUCCGUGAUUUCAUGGAAAAUAAAUGUGAUGUUUUAACUAAAA
Messenger RNA from Misgurnus anguillicaudatus (oriental weatherfish), 2675 nucleotides. It is a transcript of the gene rhoub, whose product is annotated as ras homolog family member Ub. Gene Ontology annotation, molecular function: GTPase activity; GTP binding. The record is from RefSeq and is a predicted model, not a curated record. Gene Ontology annotation, biological process: small GTPase-mediated signal transduction. NCBI's taxonomy places the organism in Eukaryota, Metazoa, Chordata, Actinopteri, Cypriniformes, Cobitidae.